AUGCCUUACCUAAACUCCUCCAUCGAUCCAAACAGCCUUGGUUUCCUCGCUAUUCUCCUCGGAGGUAGCAGAGCACACUGCCUUCAAGUUCAAUCCUGCCCUGAAGAGGUCGAUAGAGACUGGGAUGGUCUAGGCAUUCUUCAAUCCAGAAGCAACAUCGAGAGGCUUAUCGUCAAUGACAAGCUUCGCGCAAGUCUCUGUUCCCUCCUUCAUAUAGUGAACGAAGAAGCCCCAGGAGAUUCCUGGACGGAUCUCGUUGAUAACGAUGUGGAAGAAGACACCUGGGAUGUUAUACGCUUCUCUGGUCGCGCCGCGGAUGGUUCUAAACGUACUAUCAAACUCUGGAGCCUGGAUCACAUCCUUCAGGCGUUAAACGAUCCUGCCCCACAUCUCAUCAAGGUUGCUUCGUUCCGAAAUGUGCCUUGCUGUCCUCGUUUCCAUCCGAGACUGGGAUGGACGGCCCUGGUUCAUCAACCUCGGCGUGUAGCAGGGGAUAUCUUCCUGUUGAAGGACCCAUCGACAACGACAAAGUCUCUUCGGUAUGCAGUCUUGGGAGUCACCUGCGAUUUGCUCCUCACAUCGGUUCUGCUGUUCCAUACCUCCUCUCACCGAUUUCUCGACCCCCCACGUAGUCGACUUCUAGUGAAGUGGCUUGGUCGAUACCCUCUCCUUUAUCCCGACGCUCUAGACGAAGCAAUCAAAUCUAUCUACAAGUCGGAGACGUAUCAUCCUACUCUUCGUAAAAAUUUGGAGAAUGAGAUGCAUCGGUUAAUUUGUCUCGGCGCAGGUGUCUCGCAAAAGUCGGAUUCUGAGGCCGAUGACGAAACCUCUAUCCAGAUAUCGGGAACAUUGUUGGUCACGGGUGAACAUAAUGACAUACAAGGACCCUACAACCGAUUCCUAUUCGAAGCCCCUCCUACUUUCAUCCAAUCGAAUGACAACACUCCCCUUAUUCCCGUUGUCACCAACCCACCGGACCUAGGUUCCGGAGAAUUCGAGUUUACUUCCGAGGAGCUGACGAAUCCCAGUCCCUUCUCUUCGAAUUCACAAUCAUACUUCACGCAUAUUAGGACAAAAGGCGGUACUGAAUGGACAAAUGCCUUCGUCAAAGUGUCAUCGGCGGCUUCCAUAAAAUGGGAGCGCAAGAUGCUGCCUGUAAUAAGCACUCGUAUCUCCCCUGGCAUGCUUCCAAAUCUCUUGGCAUACAAUGCCGAUCUCAAUUCACUCGUUAUGACCAGACUUCCUGGGAAACCCUUGAAUGACUUUCGUCUUGAAUAUGCGAUGAUGAGGAAUUGUGAAGAUUUAACUUUCAAGUCUUCGCGAGAUGCCCUUCGCUGGUUUAUGGAUAUAGAGAUUCGUCGUGCGCAUGAAUAUGGCUUGCUGUACUCAGUCGGCAAGGACUUGGCCGACGCUCUAGAAGGACCAGACUCUCCAAUACACAAGUUCUAUUACGACCGUCUUCACAAUGAUGUCAGAUUCACUAAACAUUACUACCCAACCACCCCCGGGUUCAGCGGAGACAACGCAGUACAGUUUGAUGAUUUCAUCGCUCUUCCUUGGAAAAUCGAUGGCGUGGAGUAUCCCCCACUUCAGGAGUCCUUCAGGAAGGCAGAACGCAUUCUCGAUCCUCAUGGUCAAGUUUUACCAAAACUGUGGGCCUGUUUGGGACUAGGAGAUGGUCACGGAGGAAACGUGAUGAUUUCGCCGAAGAAACAGGAUCCAGCGAUUUAUUUCAUAGAUUACGAAGCUGCUGGACAUCAUAGUCCUUUCUUAGAUCUCGCGAAACCGCUUUACCUCGACGGCUUCUUCCCCGUUAUGUAUCACGAUAUCACUUCCACAUCCUCCGACCCCACUUUUGAACGCGCUCCGGUUUCGUGGAGGAUUGAUGACGGCAAGGUUUGCAUCGACUUGGAUGCACCGCUGAGUGAUCUGGACAAAGUCAUAUGUUUCAUGAAGGACUUCUCCCGGCACCCCGAUUCGUUCUUCUUGAACUGUGCUGUUGGUAUCUUGCUGUAUAACGACCUAAAAGGCUCACUCAAACGGUUCUGUGGGUGGGAUAAUUGGCCUUGCGUCGUGGAGACAUCUAUCAAUGGUGAGCGUCGCUCAUCUUUCUUUUAG
This is a messenger RNA of Suillus discolor, 2118 nucleotides long. RefSeq lists its product as uncharacterized. The transcript is spliced from 4 exons. Lineage: Eukaryota; Fungi; Basidiomycota; Agaricomycetes; Boletales; Suillaceae. The record is from RefSeq and is a predicted model, not a curated record. The coding region runs from base 1 to 2118 and encodes 705 amino acids.